AUGCCCCACUGGAGAGAGGAGUAUCUGGCCGCGCUGGCAGUCCGGGAUCAGAGGGAGAAGGCCAACGCUGCGCUCUACGAUGCCUAUACUCGCCUCGCAGAUCGCACUGCCCAGCUGGCAACUCCCUUAGAUUCGGGCGCCAAUUUUGCACCUGGCCGGAGAUCCUCGAUCGUCUUCAGUGAAUCCCAACACCCUGUUUCGUCCUUGCCUGGAACAGCGCCAAAGAGACAGCCUUCAACUGAGCCCGGCCCAUCUCUGACAGAACUGCUGAAGAGUACUCGAGCAGACUUAUCUGAGGCACAACGGUCUCGCACUGAUUUACAAGACCAGUUGAGUCGACUGAAUACUGAACUCGAGAAGUUGCGUAAGAAGAGCAACCGAGAUGGUCGGCGCCUCGAUACAUUGGAAAGUGAGAAAGACAUAUUGGUGAAACGUCUAAAAGAUAGAGACGAGGAGCUCCGUGAGAAAACAAAACUAUUGGAGGAUUUCCAAGCCGAAUUAGCAUCGCUAAACCUCGAGUUCAAUAUGGCCGAGAAGAAAUCAAAAGAGCUUCAACGAGAGAACAAGGAGCUUGUUGACCGCUGGAUGGCCCGGAUGGGCCAAGAAGCCGAUGCCAUGAAUAAUGCAUCCAAAUUCUCCUAA
Penicillium daleae is the source of this 642-nucleotide messenger RNA. Its product is annotated as ATG16 family protein. NCBI's taxonomy places the organism in Eukaryota, Fungi, Ascomycota, Eurotiomycetes, Eurotiales, Aspergillaceae. The transcript is spliced from 3 exons. The record is from RefSeq and is a predicted model, not a curated record. Bases 1 to 642 code for a protein of 213 amino acids.